Molecule: messenger RNA, 1729 nt
Organism: Mus caroli (Ryukyu mouse)
Lineage: Eukaryota; Metazoa; Chordata; Mammalia; Rodentia; Muridae
Gene: Sigirr
Product: single Ig and TIR domain containing
Biological process (GO): signal transduction
Source: RefSeq, a predicted model, not a curated record
CUGACUAAAAUACAUAUCAACAAAAGCCGGGUCCUCGCCCAAGCUUCGUGAUGCAUUGUGGGUAGCCACAAUACUGUGGCUCCUCUCUGGGGCCCAGCUGAGGGGACAAUUUGCUCCCAAGUGCAUGCUACUGACCUCAAUGGCCAUCUCCCUUCUAAAGGAAAGAUCCGGAACCAGCCUCUGACCUCCAGGACCUCCUGUCUGUCUGGCUGAAUCUACAGAAAGGAGCCCUUCUCAGCCUGCAGUGGACCCCAUCUGCUCGGUUAAGGAGCCACGGUGGUGCCAGGGGGGCGGAAACCAGCGUUCGGCCUGCCGUGAAGAGGUUCCAGAAGAGCCAUGGCAGGUGUCUGUGACAUGGCCCCUAAUUUCCUUUCCCCAUCUGAAAACCAGGCCUUGGGUCCUGCCCUUGGCAGAGAAGUUGCUUUGAACUGCACAGCUUGGGUGUUCUCUAGGCCCCAGUGUCCCCAGCCAUCAGUGCAGUGGCUGAAAGAUGGUCUGGCAUUGGGCAAUGGAAGCCACUUCAGCCUCCAUGAGGACUUCUGGGUCAGCGCCAACUUCUCAGAGAUUGUGUCCAGUGUCCUGGUGCUCAACUUGACCAAUGCAGAGGACUAUGGGACCUUCACCUGUUCUGUCUGGAAUGUCAGCUCCUAUUCCUUCACUCUUUGGCGAGCUGGCCCUGCUGGCCAUGUGGCUGCAGUGCUGGCUUCCCUCCUGGUCCUGGUGGUUCUGCUGCUGGCGGCCCUGCUCUAUGUUAAGUGUCGGCUGAGCAUGCUGCUUUGGUACCAAGACACUUACGGGGAGGUGGAGAUGAACGAUGGGAAGUUAUACGAUGCCUACGUGUCCUAUAGCGACUGCCCAGAGGACCGCAAAUUUGUAAAUUUUAUUCUGAAGCCUCAGUUGGAGCGGCGUCGGGGAUACAAACUCUUCCUAGAGGACCGCGACCUCUUGCCUCGCGCGGAGCCCUCUGCCGACCUUUUGGUGAACCUGAGUCGCUGUCGGCGUCUCAUCGUGGUUCUUUCUGAUGCCUUCCUAAGCCGGCCCUGGUGUAGCCAGAGCUUCCGGGAGGGACUAUGCCGCCUACUGGAGCUCACCCGCAGACCUAUCUUCAUCACCUUUGAGGGCCAGAGGCGUGAGCCCAUACACCCUGCUCUCCGGCUCCUGCGCCAGCACCGCCACCUCGUGACCCUGGUGCUUUGGAAGCCUGGCUCCGUGACUCCUUCCUCUGAUUUUUGGAAAGAGCUACAGCUAGCACUGCCACGGAAGGUGCAGUACAGGCCGGUGGAGGGAGACCCUCAAACCCGACUUCAGGAUGACAAAGAUCCCAUGCUAAUCGUGAGAGGACGUGCUGCCCAGGGCCGGGGCAUGGAGUCAGAGCUGGAUCCAGACCCUGAGGGAGACCUGGGUGUCCGUGGACCUGUCUUUGGGGAGCCACCUACUCCACUGCAGGAAACCAGGAUCUGCAUAGGAGAGAGCCACGGCAGUGAAAUGGAUGUCUCUGACCUUGGCUCUCGAAACUACAGUGCACGGACAGACUUCUACUGUCUCGUGUCUGAGGAUGAUGUGUAGCCCAUAUCCCAGCAGCCCAGACCAUGAGAUCAUGGCGGCAGCUUCCAGGGUAGAGGCAGCAGGCACUCCUUCCUAGGAUCACAACCCUUGCCUCUAUCCCUGGGCCCCUCAGGAAAGGAGUGUGGCCCCAGGGUGUCACAAAAUAAAAUCCUGUUGGUUCCUG